AUGGUGGCAGUAUGUAGUGUGUUUGCCUCACGGCAGCUGGCUCGCUCGGGAAUGAGCCUGUCACGGCUCUGUCGACGAAGCAUGAGCUCGACCGCCUGUCUCAGGGAGGAUAUCUCUCUCCGAGACUCUCUGAUGGCCGCCAAUGGGAAGGGUGCUGCAGCCGAUAAACAGCCAGACCCGUCUGCGCCCAAGGUCACUUACCGUCCACCCGCCGUCAAACGGGGGUCACUCGCCUCUGGCUCUAUAUUCGCCGACGGAGACGACGUCACGUUCUCUCCCUCGGGCCCGGUCCCUAAGCGGCCGUCGCCGUCCAGAACGGCGUCACCGGCCGAGCCGGCCGCGGGGGCAGAACACCCUACCGAUCUGGCGCGGCGAGACAGAGCACUGGUCGAACGGACGCUGAUCCCCCAUCCCAACCGCCGGGCGAGAUGGGAGCGGAAGAUGGUGAUCCGGGCCGUCAAGAGCCGCGGACAGCUGACGAAGGAGGAGAUAAUCCACCAGACCGAACGAGAGCUGCAGAGCCGAUCACACUUUUUCAAGACGUCGUUGAAGAAGCUGGGUCCGCUGGCCAGACAGGUGGCGGGCAAGAACAUCGACGAGGCGAUCCUUCAGAUGAAGUUUAGCAAGAAGAAGGCGGCAAAGGAUGUUAAGCUGUUUCUCGAGCAGGCCAGGAACGAAGCCGUUGUCAGCAGGGGGAUGGGGCUGGGCGUUAAAGACGGGAGCGAAGGGGCGGCCGGGGUCGAGAUCAGGUUGAAGGAUGGCAAGGCGUACACGGUCACGGACGAGACGGCCAUAUAUAUCGACCAGGCGUGGGUGAACCGUGGGCCGUACGGGACGGACUACGACCACCGGGCCAGGGGUCAGAUCAACCGGCUCCGGCCGCCGCACACGGCGCUGGCGGUGGUCCUGAAGGAGGACAAGACGCGGAUAAGGGAGUGGAAGGACCGCACGGAGAGGGCGUUGAAGGAGCGGAAAUCCAAGCUUUGGGUCCAGCUGCCCGACCGCAGGGUCAGCGCCCAGAGCCAGUACUAUAGUUGGUAG
Microsporum canis CBS 113480 is the source of this 1041-nucleotide messenger RNA. Its product is annotated as mitochondrial large ribosomal subunit. The record is from RefSeq and is a predicted model, not a curated record. Gene Ontology annotation, cellular component: ribosome; mitochondrial large ribosomal subunit. Bases 1 to 1041 code for a protein of 346 amino acids. The transcript is spliced from 2 exons. Gene Ontology annotation, molecular function: structural constituent of ribosome. Lineage: Eukaryota; Fungi; Ascomycota; Eurotiomycetes; Onygenales; Arthrodermataceae. Gene Ontology annotation, biological process: ribosome assembly; translation.